AUGGGACCCUCUGAAAGGCCAUCCCCCGGCUGGAUGCACAAGGACGCAGAGAUGCGAAUUGGUCCCCAGACGGCAGAGAAGAGCAGGGGGUGGAGGCCCGGAGACAGGAGCAAGGCCCCUUCAUCCCUCCCCCCAGCCCUGUCCUUCCUCCUCUUCUUGCCGCUGGCCAGUGCCCUACAGCCCACGCCACUGCCCUUUCCAGAGCUGAGGCUGGUGGGGGGCCCGAGCCGCUGCCGGGGGCGCCUGGAGGUCUUGCACGGUGGCUCCUGGGGCAGCGUCUGCGACGAUGACUGGGAUGUGGUGGAUGCCAACGUGGUGUGUCGACAGCUGGGCUGCGGCCUGGCGCUGCCUGUGCCGCGGCCCCUUGCCUUCGGCCAAGGCCGAGGCCCCAUCCUGCUGGACAACGUGGAGUGCGGCGGGCAGGAAGCCGCCCUGAGCCAGUGCAGCAGCCGAGGCUGGGGCGUUCACAAUUGCUUCCACUACGAAGACGUGGCUGUCCUGUGCGAUGAAUUCUUGCCCACGCAGCCCCCAACAAGGAAAGUGUUCACCAGUAGGGUGCCCCCUACAACUCCCCAGAAUGGGAAAGGUGAGGGCAGCGUGCGCCUGGUGGGGGGCACGGGCCCGUGUCAGGGCAGAGUGGAGAUCCUGCACGGCGGCCUGUGGGGCACCGUGUGUGACGACGACUGGGGGCUGCCGGAUGCUGCCGUGGUCUGCCGCCAGCUGGGCUGUGGGGCCGCCCUGGCCGCCACCACCAACGCCUUCUUUGGCUAUGGCACGGGGCACAUCCUGCUGGACAACGUGCACUGCGAAGGCGGCGAACCCCGCCUGGCAGCCUGCCUAAGCCUGGGCUGGGGUGUGCAUAACUGCGGCCACCACGAGGACGCUGGCGCGCUCUGCGCAGUGCUGGGCCCCCCGACUCUCACAGCACUACCACCCUUGGCCACAAGAGAGGACUGGGCCUGGCACACGGAGCCAGGGGCUACAGGAGUUGGUGCCCUGCCUUCCAGGGAGACGGCACUGUUCACCACAGCUACCUGGGCCGCGGGGAAGAAAAGCGGGCGGCUGCGGCUGGUGGGCGGCCCGGGCCCAUGCCGCGGCCGCGUGGAGGUGAUGUACGCCGGGGGCUGGGGCACCGUGUGCGACGAUGACUGGGACUUCGCGGAUGCGCGCGUGGCCUGCCGCGAGGCGGGAUGCGGUCCUGCGUUGGGCGCCACCGGCCUUGGCCACUUCGGCUACGGGCGCGGCCCCGUGCUGCUAGACAACGUGGGCUGCGCCGGAACGGAGGCCCGCCUGAGCGACUGCUUCCACUUGGGCUGGGGUCAGCACAACUGCGGACACCAUGAAGAUGCCGGCGCGCUCUGCUCAGGCCCAGAGGAGCUAGGACUGCAAGUCCAGCAGGAUAGUUCUGAGACCACCCGGGUGCCCACUCCUCGGCCAAGGGACGGGCACCUGCGUCUGGCCAACGGAGCUCACCAGUGUGAGGGGCGUGUAGAACUCUUCCUAGGGCAAAGGUGGGGCACCGUGUGCGAUGAUGCCUGGGACCUGCGAGCAGCCACUGUCCUGUGCCACCAGCUGGGCUGUGGCCAGGCCCUGGCAGCCCCCGGCGAGGCCCACUUUGGCCCAGGCCGAGGCCCUAUCCUCCUGGACAAUGUCAAGUGCCGUGGGGAUGAGAGUGCUCUUCUGCUCUGUUCUCACAUACGCUGGGAUGCCCACAACUGUGACCACAGCGAGGAUGCUAGUGUCCUGUGCCGGCCAUUGUGA
Molecule: messenger RNA, 1761 nt
Organism: Neomonachus schauinslandi (Hawaiian monk seal)
Lineage: Eukaryota; Metazoa; Chordata; Mammalia; Carnivora; Phocidae
Gene: SSC4D
Product: scavenger receptor cysteine rich family member with 4 domains
Exons: 10
Coding region: 1-1761 (586 amino acids)
Cellular component (GO): membrane
Source: RefSeq, a predicted model, not a curated record